AUGGAUCCUCUCGAGGUGGAAUUUUUCAUCAGCGAGGCCAUGAAAGAGUUUGCUUCUUUCGCGUUGCUUUUCUCCAUGCUGCUCCUCUGCGCUAGGGCACUGUGCGACUUUCAGUUGGCGAUGGCGACGUUUCUCAAGCAGCAGGCUGUCGAGCGAGGCGGAGGCACUGGCGGAAGCGCGGCUUGGCAUGUCGUCGUCGGGCGCAACUUCGCUUCCAAUUUAACGCAUGAAACCGACCACUACCUUUACUUUUAUAUUGGCCAGACGGGGUUUCUCGUCUGGAAGACGCCUUGA
This is a messenger RNA of Toxoplasma gondii ME49, 294 nucleotides long. RefSeq lists its product as hypothetical. The coding region runs from base 1 to 294 and encodes 97 amino acids. Gene Ontology annotation, cellular component: dynein complex. Lineage: Eukaryota; Apicomplexa; Conoidasida; Eucoccidiorida; Sarcocystidae. The record is from RefSeq and is a predicted model, not a curated record. The transcript is spliced from 3 exons. Gene Ontology annotation, biological process: microtubule-based process.